GGUUAAAGGGACGCUUAAUGUUUUGUGGACGUUGGCAACAAGGAGGAUUGAAUCAAGAUGAGUCUGAGCCACGGACAAUUGCUGGUCCACUGUGUCCAGGUGCUGGAUACCUACAAAGGUGAUGUACAAUCCGUGGAGGAACACGUCAACAAAUACCUGAAAUAUAACCAGAUCUAUGAUGAUAGCGAUCAGACGUUUAUUGUGGAAGUUUUCUCUGAGAUCGUCCGGUAUGCCAGCCUUAUGCAGGUUGUUCUGGAUGGAUUCUAUGCCAAGGAUGGAAAGAAAACUCUCCGAUCAGAACAGAACCUGUACACAGUUGUAUGUUACCUUGCCCUCUUUCGACUGGAUGAACUUGGAAUGGCUCACUUCAGAAAAUUUGUGUCGUCACAAGACGUAAAUCGGAUGUACAGGUUCUUGAAUUUUUUCCUGGAUGAAAAAAAUUUAUUGACUUGGAUCCGAGAUGGCUGGGAAAAAUUCUAUGAGCGUGUCUUUGUAGAAACCAACAUUAUCUCCUCCAUACAGAGGUGGAUGCCGGAACUUCAGGAGAUGAUUGGACAGAUGAAGGAUAAAAUUGCUAACCGACUAAAACCCAAACGCAAAAACUUGCCAACUACAGAAACCAAACCAUUCAACAUUACACAACCCCGCCCUAGAAGUAUUCCCAUACCGGAACCUAUACCCAAACUGACAAAACACAAACCAGCGCCCAAAACACUGUACUCCGAACCGAAAGAAUUCAACAAAAUCAAGAGAAACAAGGAAUCCAACAGGAGGGUGGCAGAGGAGAGACUUAUGGAAGCUUCCAGAAUCCAGUUCGCGUGUGCAAACCCAGAGAAAUCCCAGAAAACCAAGGAAAUAUUAACUAACAUUGUCAGUGAGGAAGAUGCCAAGCUGGAGUUUGAGAGACACCGGGCAAACCCCCCUCCCUCUUUCCUGUCAUCAGCCCCAUCAAGCCGGUCUUCCAUGCGAAGGCUGACUGCGAAGGAGAGACAGGAACUAUAUAGUCGAGAAAUUCCAAUUAAGAUGAACACAGCCACCAUUUUACGAGAAGGAAAUCUGUACAGGAAGAAAGAGGCAGAGGAAAUAAAGAAAUGGGAAAACUUAGAAGCCGGAGCUAAGGAUGCCAGCGAUUUCUUGAAGUGGCAGUCAGAAAUGAAACAGAGAGAUCUGAAGGAGGAGCUGGCCGAGAUCGAACGGCGACGACUACACGGCAAGCUCAGUCACGAGGAGGCCAUAUUAGCUCGACAGGAUCUCAUUCUGGAGAAUAAACAGAAAGUCAAAAGCAUGAAGGAGGAGACCAAGAAAAUGAUGCAGGAGUAUCUACAGAAGAAGUUUAGUGAAGAAAAAGAAAUCAGACAGUUAGUGGAGGACACCAUGCAGGGUCACAAAAAUGCAAAGGAGGCCACAAAGAAACUCCAGGAAUACAAACGAAAAAUAGUUCAGGAUGUCAACGAGGAAAGCAAAGAACUGAUGAAGCAGGCUUUGGAAGAGGCGGAGGAAGAAAUGAGGAGACGGAUGGAGUUGAUCCACCAAAUCCGAGCGAUGGAAGCCGUGCCAAUAAUCCGACAGAAGUUUGUGGAUCUGACAGCCACGUCUGGACAUGGACUGCUCAGUGAGAUGUCCAUAGCAGAGCUGAGAGAAAGACUGUCCCUGUUCAAGACAGCAGAGAAGGAGUCGGAAGAACAGAGGAGGGACGAUAUUCUUGCUGCCAAACAGGCCAAAGACCAGAUGUUGCUCGAGACAUUAGAAACAAUAUCUAAACAUCGGCUGGAACAGACCAAGUCAGCAGCUGUCAGAUUUGAAUGCAGGAAAAAAGGCCUGAUUCCCAAGAAACCAGAAAUCAAGGACCCUAAGCUGCUGGAGCUUGAGAGGAAACUGGAGGAGAGGAAAGCUCAACGAAAGAAAGAGCAGGAGAAAGCUAAACUGGUCCCCAGCCGGCAAUCCAUGAACCAGACAAAGAAUCUGAUUAAUCAAAAGCGAGCGAUUGAGGAGAGUCGGUGGCGUGAGUUGGAGAUGACCCAGGAGCGAUCGGCCCGCCUGGUGGGAGACGGGGCGAUGAAGAGUCACUCUGCAUCACGACUAGCCACUUCAUCAGCCAUCAUGGCGUCCUAGUCUUCACACGUCGUGCCGGGAUUUUAUACACUACUGAAGAAAUUAGAAAUUCGUUGUGAUAUUUCAUCAUGGCAACAAACUUUCAAACAAGUUUUUUUUGGCAAUGUAGCAGAAUUUGAACAGUCUCUGGACUGCUGUUUGCUUGAUUUGCCAGAGUUAUCACGUUGCUGAAGUAAACGUCAGCAUUUCUGAGGAGGAAGAAGAUGCAAAUUCUAUGACUUAUGUGUAUUGUUUUAUAUUUAUGUUUGAUGUCUUUUGAAUUAUUUUGUAUAUGUUAUCUAUGUAUGUAAAUAAACCUGUUGAAAUGUAA
Molecule: messenger RNA, 2422 nt
Organism: Ostrea edulis (European flat oyster)
Lineage: Eukaryota; Metazoa; Mollusca; Bivalvia; Ostreida; Ostreidae
Product: cilia- and flagella-associated protein 99-like
Exons: 20
Coding region: 58-2112 (684 amino acids)
Source: RefSeq, a predicted model, not a curated record